Aureobasidium vineae is the source of this 249-nucleotide messenger RNA. NCBI's taxonomy places the organism in Eukaryota, Fungi, Ascomycota, Dothideomycetes, Dothideales, Saccotheciaceae. The record is from the annotation of a GenBank genome assembly.
CCGAUUACCAUGCAUCUCACACGCACCCACCUCCUCCCCAUUUUCCUCUUAACUCACCCCUCUCACGCCCAAGACACAGACCUCCUCUCCGCCGCCGCCAGCGACUAUGCCUCCGCAACCUCCCUAAUCGCCUCCCUCUUCUCCUCCGCCACCUCUCCCGUCGACAGUGUCUUUUCUGACGCAACUGCAGCAAGAAGAGCCGAUGGAGUCUUGUUCGCUGCUGUUUUUGCUGCUGUUGCAUAUCUGUAG